Lottia gigantea (owl limpet) is the source of this 867-nucleotide messenger RNA. RefSeq lists its product as hypothetical. The transcript is spliced from 3 exons. NCBI's taxonomy places the organism in Eukaryota, Metazoa, Mollusca, Gastropoda, Lottiidae. The record is from RefSeq and is a predicted model, not a curated record. The annotation marks the transcript as partial.
UUAGAACCAAGGGCCCUCACUCACUUAGAACCAAGGGCCCUCACUCACUUAGAUCCAAGGGCCCCCACUCACUUAGAUCCAAGAGCCAUCACUCACUUAGAUCCAAGGGCUCUCACUCACUUAGAUCCAAGUGUCCUCACUCACUUAAAUCCAAGAGCCCUCAAUCACUUAGAACCAAAGGCCCUCACCCACUUAGAUCCAAGGGCCCUCACCCACCUAGAUCCAAGGGCCCACACCGACUUAGAUCCAAGGGCCCUCACCCACUUAGAUCAAAGAGCCCUCACUCACUUAGAUCCAAGGGCUCUCACUCACUUAGAUCCAGGGGCCCUCACUCACUUAGAACCAAGGGCUCUCACUCACUUAGAACCAAGGGCCCUCACUAACUUAGAUUCAAGGGCCCCCACUCACUUAGAUCCAAGAGCCAUCACUCACUUAGAUCCAAGGGCCCUCACUCACUUAGAUCCAAGGGGCCCUCACUCACUAAGAACCAAGGGCUCUCACUUAGAACCAAGCGCUCUCACUCACUUAGAACCAAGGACCCUCACUCACUUAGAUCCAAGGGCCCCCACUCACUUAGAUCCAAGAGCCAUCACUCAUUUAAAUCCAAGGGCCCUCACUCACUUAGAUCCAAGGGUCCUCACUCACUUAAAUCCAAGAGCCCUCAAUCACUUACAACCAAAGGCCCUCACCCACUUAGAUCCAAGGGUCCUAACUCACUUAAAUCCAAGGGCCCUCACACUUUUAGACCCAAGGGCCCUCACCCACUUAGAUCCAAGGGCCUUCACUCAUUUAAAUUCAAGUGCCCUCUUACACUUAGAUCCAAGGGCCCUCACCCAUUUACAUCCAAGGGCCCUCACCCACUUAGAU